Sinocyclocheilus grahami is the source of this 1214-nucleotide messenger RNA. Its product is annotated as leucine-rich repeats and immunoglobulin-like domains protein 1. The annotation marks the transcript as partial. The record is from RefSeq and is a predicted model, not a curated record. The transcript has 11 exons. Gene Ontology annotation, molecular function: transmembrane signaling receptor activity. NCBI's taxonomy places the organism in Eukaryota, Metazoa, Chordata, Actinopteri, Cypriniformes, Cyprinidae. Gene Ontology annotation, cellular component: external side of plasma membrane. Gene Ontology annotation, biological process: cell surface receptor signaling pathway; immune response.
AUUUACCCAGAUCUACACUGACUGUGACUCCAGACAGUCCUGUGUUCACUGGAGAGACAGUCACUCUGAAGUGUGUGAUAAAGCCUGAUCACAGUAACUGGAGAUAUGAGUGGUAUAAAGACAGUGUAAUGUCACAUACGUCUGAUCGUUACACUGUAAACAGAGACACUCUCACUAUCAGAGGAGUAAUUACAGCUGAUCAGGAUCAGUACACGUGUAGAGGACAGAGAGAUAAAAGACCAAACUCAUCACAAUCAAGCUCUGUUUCUCUCUCUGUGACGGAUUCACCCAGAUCUACACUAACUGUGACUCCAGACAGUCCUGUGUUCACUGGAGAGACAGUCACUCUGAAGUGUGUGAUUGAGUCUCACAGUAACUGGAGAUAUGAGUGGUAUAAAGGCACAGACAGUGUAAUGUUACAGACGUCUGAUCGUUACACUGUAAACAGAGACACUCUCACUAUCAGAGGAGUAAUUACAGCUGAUCAGUAUCAGUACACGUGUAGAGGACAGAGAGAUAAAAGACCAAAAUCAUCACAGGAGAGUAAACGAAUACAUCUGUCUGUUAAUGCUUCAUCUUCUCUUCUGGUCAUUGGUGUGGUUGUGGGAUUGAGUGUUUGCUUGUUGUUCUUCAUCUCACUGCUGCUGCUGUGGAGAUACAAGAAGAACAAAGAUCAGCAGCGUAACAUUAACCAGACAUCAGUCCCAAAUCAAUCUGGAGAAUCUCAACCCCAAAAAUCUCCUCUACAGUCUGGUUCUGAUCACAUUUAUGACGUUGUGACUGAAGUGAAUAAGAGAGAUAAAGGUGAUCCGGAGCCAUUGGCAGAUGUCACAUAUUCAGAGGUCACUGUCAAGAAAAACAAGAAAAAGAUGGACAAAGAUGAUAGCAUGCCAGAGCCAAAUGAUGUGACAUACUCAGAAGUCAGAAACAAAGUAAAGAAAUCCAAAAGCAAUGAUAUUAAUACUGCAGGACCCAGUGAUCUGGUUUAUGCACAGAUUGAUUUACAGGACAAAAAGAAAACCAAAGGCAAAGGAAAGAGCAGUGAGUCUGGAGACACUUUGUACUCUGAACUGAAGCACAACACAGACAGAGGUGCUGAUGCUGGUGAUGCAACCUAUGCUCAACCUAUGAGGAAGAAGAAUAAACCACGUCCCUGAGUGCAGUGAAGACAACAGACAGCUAAAAGAGAUUCACAGCAGCAGACACUGUGACGC